GCUUCAUGGUCACCAGCUAACAGCAGACUGCGUUUGUACUUAUCUACUGUUGGUGCUCCGAUCAGCUCUCACUCGGUGGCAACCUCGAUGAACCUGGUGAAUGCAUUGUUCUGUCGUUUUCGUCGCCUUUUUUCUUGGGGCACUCUGGCGAUGAAAACGGUUUAUUUCGCGUUGACCAGGUUUCUUCCUCUUGCUCGACUCAUGUUUUCACAACACAAGGCUACUGGGCUGUCAAGUAUCCCGGUUCUGUUGGUGAACGAUGAGGUCAAACCAUCACCCGCAGCUGCCCGCCUGUUUCUACUGGAAGUGCACACUCUCGCACGCCUUACUGGUAGAAACAAGGAGGAUACCUCUGUCACCGAUCCUCUAUCCACCGCUCAGUUAGUUCUCGCCUGUGCCGGGGAUUUCGUUAAUGCACUACUCCAAUACAUGAGUUCACUGGAUUCUCAAAGGAAUUCGGCAGAGUUCCUGCCUCCUGCUUUGACCCUGAAAGAAGGUUUUGUCCUUAUCCUGGCUAUUAAGGACAUGGGCGGUCCGAAAUGGAUGGAGCGCCUGUUCAUGAAAUGGAUCGUUUGCCUAACCGGUUCACUCACAGGCACCAAUGUCUGGAGCUCAUUCGCGAGCAACCCAGUGCUCAGCACACUGGUCGUUGAAUUGUCGCGCGAUAAACUGCUGAAAUGUUCGGAAUGUUUUCCCUCUGCAUCGGACAUCGCGCAGAUUUUGCGUGUCACUUUACUUCAAAGUGUAAUGGAUCAUUCUUUGCAUAAACUGGCCCACAGCGAAUGGCACGAACUGAACAAUCUUGAUCCAUACAUCUCAUCUUUGCUCCAACUUUCCCGCCACGACGAGCACAGAAUGGCAACUAGUCCAUCCCUAUCAAGCGUAUUUUACGCGGACGUCGAGAGGACCGAGUGGUGGGCCCGUUUUAUUCGCGUUGCGUGGUUACAUCGACUGCGGGAUUCGGACCCCUGCUAUGCUAGCGAACGCGCGAUGAUUCAUCGCCCAUCCAGAGGCGUCAUCGGCUGCCUACACGCUGGGCACCUGGCUGAAUCCAUUUGGCUCGCUUCCAGGUCAGCCCGAGUUCGUUAA
Messenger RNA from Dicrocoelium dendriticum, 1089 nucleotides. The record is from the annotation of a GenBank genome assembly. NCBI's taxonomy places the organism in Eukaryota, Metazoa, Platyhelminthes, Trematoda, Plagiorchiida, Dicrocoeliidae.